GCUGAAUUGUUUAGAGCGUGAUUGACUUGAACUCCGGGCCUCAUGUAAUUGGAAUAUGGCACCAUUGGUUUUAAAAAUCAUAUAUUCUUAUAAGAUGAACACCAAGGUAGACAUGCCAUUGUUUUUCUGUGGAGACAUACAAAUGGUCUUCAGAGGGUGAGGAGACUUUGGGCACAAGGAUUUAAAGAGAAACCGAGAGGAUUUUGAUGAAUCUGUUCGAUUGAAUUGGCAGUAGAAAAAUGGGUUGUGCUUCUUCCAAGAUACUAAUGAGGGCGGGAAGCUUCCAACAGGAGGUGAAGCAAAGCAAACAGAAGAAAACUAAUGGGUUGGAAGAGUUGUUUAUCUCAAAGGAUGGAGGAGACCAAUUUCUUGCUCUUCUCUGCAGUGCAAACACAGUGGCUAGGAAGAUCAAGGCAUCAUCACUGAGAGAGGAACCCGAAACAAAUGUUGAGGCAACAAUUGAGCCCACAAAUCCCAAAACCAUGGAUGUUGAAGAGUCUGAUAGUACUGCAAAUCCAGCAAAUGAGCUUACAAACAUAGAAACGAUUAAUGCAUGGGAGUUGUUGGCUGGCUUGGAGGAAUGUAAAGAAGAAGAACAACAGCAGCAGAGGGAAUAUGACCAUAAUGUGGAAAGUUCUAACAUUGGGAAGGAUGAAGACUACAAGUUCAUUUUACACAAUGACUCAAUACCAUCAACAAGUUUCAAUUUGAUCGAAGAUAACAGUGAUGAUGUGGUCACACAUUCUAGAAGGAUCCGCACUGUAGAGGACUAUGAUGCAAUGGUGGCAGGAAAUUACUCAUUGGAGGAAGAAAAGUACAUGACUGAAACUUCUAGGGGCACAGUUGUUCAACUUCCUAGAGGUUCAGAGAGCUUGAGAAGGGAAUGUUUGACAAUCUCUGUGAAGAUGGAGGUCAAUGGUGUUGAACAAGAGAAGCAUGAAGAAUUGAAGCCGAAAAGCAUUGGAAAAGAAGCUGGUGUCCAGGAAAAUGUAGAUGUAAAACUCGACAAAAUAAGUGAAAAGGGUCCCAAGAGAAAAGCCAUGGCAAAGGAGCUCACAGCUCUCAAAGUUCCAGCUUUUGAGUUCUCAAGGACUGGAAGUCUGAGAGAGUGGCUUAAACUAGGAGGCCAAGUGUUUUCCCCGGGUUCUUAUGUCACGCCUAAGUUUGGCAAUUUUGUCUCACAAGAUCCCAGAAAUGGAGAAAUGGGGUGUGAUCAUAAUGUCUUUGAUCCAGAUUUGAUAGCACAGUUUGAACAGGCAAUGAAGCAACUGACAAUUGAAGAGGAGUUUGUCCUUAAACAGAUUGUAGAGAGCUUGGAGAAAGGCCAUGAGGGAGACAUUUCGAGGGCGGAAAUAUCUGAAGAACACAUACCAGUAUAGGAUUUAACUUUAGAUUGACGGUUAGACUGAAUCACAGAAAUAUGAAUGCAAUAAAUGUUGUAAUAUUUUUGUAAUUAAUACAGAUCUGGCAUCUCCAAAAAAAAUUUAUGAUAUUUAAGGUGAAGUUCUUCAACAAUUUAUACUUCAUAAAAUA
Messenger RNA from Elaeis guineensis (African oil palm), 1533 nucleotides. RefSeq lists its product as uncharacterized. NCBI's taxonomy places the organism in Eukaryota, Viridiplantae, Streptophyta, Magnoliopsida, Arecales, Arecaceae. The record is from RefSeq and is a predicted model, not a curated record.